UUGCGUGUCCAUUUUCAGAUAACGUGAUUGUAAAACGAACAUCGCAUGAUGAAUUUUUCGAUUUGUUAAUUUCGCGAAAAUCGAUUUGAAUUCGUGAAAUUUCAUUAUAAUUUUCUUGGAGUCGAAAAAUAGUUCUCACCAAAACUCCGGGGGCCUAAAAUGCGCGAAAGUGACGUCGAUACAAUAUUGUUUUAUGUCGUCAUUCGAAUAUUGUAUUAUUGUACUGCCAGCGUAGCUGUUUAAAAUUUUUUGGAAAAUUCAAGUUAUUCACAACAAAUACUUAAGAGCAAAGAGACAAUGUAUUGUUUUAAGCAUAGCGUGUCACAUGGGUACACUUGCCUUUUACUGUAAAUGUCAUCAAUGACAAUUUCUCAACGGAUAUGGAAGCGAAAAGUUGCUUCAACUGUCGUCGUGUCGGAUGUAUGUCAGAGAUAUUUUCUCUUCAUCCGAAUCAAAGACAGCCAUUGGAGAGGUAUAUAUCAUACAACGGAUUAAAAGCAUUGUUUGGAGGCCAACGACCAAGCAUCUGUGCUGACUGUGUUUACGACAGGCUGCAGACUUGCCAGAAAUGUACACGAAAGAUCCCUCUUUGUUUUUACGACAUUGAGGAAUGGUUCAAAUCGUCAAGCGAACGCGUUUGUCAAGAUUGCAAUGCUAUUCAGGCCACCCAAGUUGCUUUUCGAAACGGCCUCAUGUUAAAAGAUGCAUUGAAGCAAUGUUUGAAAUGUUCUAUGUUCAAGUGCAUAUACUCCUUUCUGUCCAUAUUCAAUUUCAAGGAAUUUGAUGUAGUGUGUCGUGAAUGUGUCAUUCACCAAGACAUUCAGCAAUACCAUAUGGAAUUGAAAGCAAGAUAUGCCGAAAGUCUGAGUCUUUCACCAUCUUUGACUCAUGUUGAAACAGAUGUCAAUGUCAUCGAUAAACAGAUGCUUAGUUAUGCUAGAGUUUUGAUGAAUGGUUCAAAGUCCAUUGAAGAUGAAGUAGGAGAGAAGAGAACACCAGAUGUGUCGCAGCCCAGUUAUCCUCAGGCAGUCAGGUCAUUCUUUCAAACCACCAUGAAUGUGGAUAUAUGUUGGAUGGUGUUGGAUGCAUUCAGGGAAUCUCUACAUGAGCUUGAAGAAAAGACAAAAGUUGAAUUGAAAAUCCUUCAACAAGACCCAAGCUUUUGGCAGGUGGUACUACGCAACAAGCUUAUGCAAGUGACAACGAAGUUCUCAACUCAAGCCACAAAUCGUACAUCAUUCCAUGAUGCCGAGAUUCGGGCAGCAUACAUUGGAACGUACUGUUGUUCCCAUGCCAGUCUAGUCCAUGCAGCCUUCAACUCGGGCUGUUUUCCUCCUUUACUCGAAUUCAUACAGAAUUGCAAAGAUUCAGGGAAACCUCUUCAUGUUUGUUGUAUCGGAGCAGGACCUGGCAGCGAGGUCCUUGGUUUACAUAAAUUAUUGCCUGCAAACACCGAGUGGUAUCUCAUGGACAACUGUGACAGUUGGUGUAGGUCCGCAAAACUUUUGCUUCGACAUGUUCCUGGCAUCAAGUUCAAUUAUGGAACUUUCGACAUAACGUCAAAACUUCAUCACUCUGAUGUUUUUAAAAAGGCCACUUUCUAUGCAUUUGUCAAAUUUGUGUCAGCUAUUCACUUCCUGAAGAAGUCCACAUCUCGUUUUCGAGAACUAUUGAGGCUUACCCCAGUUGGGUCAAUCUUUCUAUUUGUCGACAAUGCCCAUCACAGUGUUACAAGAUUCAUAGAAAAUCUUGUCUUCCCAGAUGGAAUUUAUGAAGAGUACAAAUCAUGUCGGGAAACAAUGUAUUAUGCUUUGUACACUUGCUAUGCUGAGCUGCAUCCAACAGAAGAUAGCAUGCAGUCGCCAUGUGUUGCUGAGCUUGUCAGUUUAGUGAAGUUCUGGUUGGACCGUUCGCCUCUGCUUGACAUCCAUGUCAAUGUUUUUCUUCUGGUAAAGAAAGCUGAAAGUCCGUUUGUGUGCAACCCUAUUGAGCCCUUGAGAGAUCCCUUGUAAAUUUGUUGUUGUGUCCUCAUUUUGAAUGGCAUAUUUGAUGGUGUCUUCAAUGCCUAUCGGAUCAAUUCAAUUUCUUGCGAAGAAAAAGCUUAAACUAGGAGGUUUCCGUUCCCUCUGCAAAAGAGAUCGCAUGUGUACAAAGAACGGUGUAUUUAUUUGGUGGUUCUAUUUAUUUAUAUAAAUGUAUAUAGGGACUUUUAAUUGACGGAAGUUGUGUGUCACAAUAAUAAUUUAGUGGUCAAAGAUUGCGCUGUAUACUACACCGCAAACACAAUUAUGUAUCUUAUAUAUACCUAUCAUAGAUUGUCCUUUCUUACUGUUGGUCUCCAUAUGGUUGUCUCUGCUUGGCUAGUUGACGUAUUUAAUAUAUUAUGCAUACCUGAGCAAUAUUAAAAGUAACAAUUAACAGUUCUGAA
Molecule: messenger RNA, 2428 nt
Organism: Xenia sp. Carnegie-2017
Lineage: Eukaryota; Metazoa; Cnidaria; Anthozoa; Malacalcyonacea; Xeniidae
Exons: 4
Coding region: 381-2012 (543 amino acids)
Source: RefSeq, a predicted model, not a curated record